This is a messenger RNA of Cynoglossus semilaevis (tongue sole), 1516 nucleotides long. RefSeq names its product somatolactin alpha (gene smtla). Gene Ontology annotation, cellular component: extracellular region. The coding region runs from base 63 to 761 and encodes 232 amino acids. NCBI's taxonomy places the organism in Eukaryota, Metazoa, Chordata, Actinopteri, Pleuronectiformes, Cynoglossidae. Gene Ontology annotation, biological process: animal organ development; growth hormone receptor signaling pathway; response to nutrient levels. The record is from RefSeq and is a predicted model, not a curated record. Gene Ontology annotation, molecular function: growth hormone receptor binding; growth hormone activity. The transcript is spliced from 5 exons.
CCUGCUCAGGCUUUAUAAAUGGCCUCAGCCUGACAGGUAGACCAGGUGAAAGUCAAGACACGAUGCAUGCAAUGAUGACAGUAAAACACACAGCAGCGUGGGCUCUUCUGCUGUGGCCCUGCUUGUUUACCGUGAGCGUCCCGCUGGACUGUAAGGACGAGCAGGUCAGCAUCACUCGCUGCCCCUUCAUCUCCCAGGAGAAACUUCUGGACAGAGUCAUCCAGCACGCCGAGCUCAUCUCCCGCAUCUCAGAGGAAACCUGUUCUCUGUUUGAAGAGAUGUUUGUUCCUUUUCCACUGCGUCUCCAGAGGAACCAGGCGGGCUACACCUGCAUCACCAAGGCCCUGCCCAUCCCCAGCUCCAAGAGUGAAAUCCAGCAAAUAUCUGAUACAUGGCUGCUCCACUCUGUCCUGAUGCUGGUCCAGUCCUGGAUCGAGCCUCUGAUCUACCUGCAGACCACGCUGGACCAGUACGACAACGCCCCAGUUAUACUGCUCAACAAGACCAAGUGGGUGUCUGAGAAACUCAUCAGUCUGGAGCAGGGCGUGGUCGUCCUCAUCAAGAAGUUGUUGGACGAAGGAGCGCUGACCGCGUCCUUCAGCGAACAGAGCCUCUUCCAGUACGAACCUGCACCAGACCUGUUGGAAUCGGUGAUGAGAGACUAUAUCCUGCUCAGCUGCUUCAAGAAGGACACCCACAAGAUGGAGAUUUUCCUCAAACUCCUCAAGUGUCGGCAAACCGACAAGUACAACUGUGCAUAAACAGUCCAGUCGCCGCUGAAUAAAAGCACGUUUAGCUUUAAACUGAAUUCCGAGCUCUCGUAGAUAGGACGGUGCCCCGGGCGAUCAGCCCUGCUUGCAAAUGCAGUACAUUCUUUAUUGAUUAUUUUGGAACACCUUCAAACAGAACUAAGUAGGUGUAAUACAGUGCCUUUUCUUCAUCACACUGAAUUUUUAUGUUCCCCAUUUCAGUUGUUGUUUUAACCCCACAAGGGCGAGAGAGGUCAAACUCACAAAAGACCGUUUGCAUAUUGAGCUGUCAAAAAAAAAAAAGCAUAUCCUGCCAUUGAUUUCCAUUUCCUUUGUUCCUUAGUGAAGUUUGAAUUCCUCGCCGACUCUCGCAGUGUUUUGAUUAUUCCUGCGGCCCCUUGGGUGUACGCUGAGACUCUGUUUAAGCGGGAGUUGGGUUCACUUCUGCAUCAGUGAAAUAAAAGACUUUCACCGGAGCUGGAGUCAAACGGAGAGCAAUGACUUACUUAAGAAACCAGACACAGAGUUGGAGACGUUAGAGAGAGACGGGAGGUGAAGUGAAGGAGAAAGUCUAUCCAAGUUUCAGUUCACGUCCCGGGGAGUUCAUUAGGAACGUAACAAUUAAAUUCAAUUAUUUAUUUGUACCUCUGAGUUUAAUUUAAAAUGUCCUCGAGUGUUUAAAGAUAAGGUUAAGUGUACUUUUUUGAAAACAUGUAAAGUCCAACGCUUUUGAACUUAAAGUUGUAGUAAAAACCAUUCACGGCAAA